AAAUACACACCUAGAGGUUCUCCUUAGUCCGUGCACCAAAUCAAUCCACUUAUUGCCUGCUAGUUUCAUAUAAUCCAUUCACUUCUAAGAGAUGGAAACCAAAAUGAACGUUAAGAUCAAGCUUAGGUUUCUUCUGGUAGCGGCGGUGGUGACAUGGAUGAUCCUAACCGCGGGAACCACUUCCGCAGCUGAAGACUACCCGAAGCUCAACUACAACGGCGGCGGCGCCGACAGGAAAGUUCAAGAUAAUCAGGAUGACGCAGUAAGUUCGGCCGGUGGCAGCGUUGCCACCACGACGGCGAGCAACCACCACUAUAUACCGAGGAAGGACUUCGGCCAGACCGGCGGAGAUGGCGGCGCUCACUAACUCCGCCUGUUGCAUUUCACAAAAAGCCAUCGCCCAUCUGUGUGCGUAGUAUGUGGUAUAGUCAUUAUGCAUGGUAGUAGUCGUGCAUAUAAACGUACGUAAGUAGUAUUUGUGUUAUUAUUAUAUGAUAGUCUAAUAAUAAUCUGUAAUCAUGUAUUAUAUAUUAAGAAUAAACGUGUUGGAUGAGUAUACUUAACUCAUUCUUAGUGUAUACGGUGGCUUAGCAUAUAUAUGUAGCGAAGAUCUGAAACAGACGAAUAAUUUCAUGUAAAAUAGAAUUUACCAG
Molecule: messenger RNA, 653 nt
Organism: Linum tenue
Lineage: Eukaryota; Viridiplantae; Streptophyta; Magnoliopsida; Malpighiales; Linaceae
Source: the annotation of a GenBank genome assembly